Messenger RNA from Colossoma macropomum (tambaqui), 2416 nucleotides. It is a transcript of the gene lrrc58b, whose product is annotated as leucine rich repeat containing 58b. The coding region runs from base 232 to 1287 and encodes 351 amino acids. Lineage: Eukaryota; Metazoa; Chordata; Actinopteri; Characiformes; Serrasalmidae. Gene Ontology annotation, molecular function: protein binding. The record is from RefSeq and is a predicted model, not a curated record. The transcript has 4 exons.
GAUUAGGCAGGUUUUGGGUUUCCAAACAUCAGCCUACACUUUGAGGAUCCUGCAAGAUGACCUACAUUAUGGGGGUGUAAGUGUAGGAGAAACUGAGAUUUAACUUGUAUGGAUGAGCCUGGACCGCAGCUGGUAUUGAUUGUGAGAGUCAGCUGAGCUGGACUGACCAAUCUCGCUAGCCAUCUGGACAAAGACUCCUUUUAUUGCUGAGCAUUACAGAAGAAGGAAAGCAUGGAGGGCUUCGAGGGAGCCUGCAGCGGCGAGACCGUGCUGGAUUUGUCUCAUCUGAGCUUCAACAGCGUGAGUUUCGACGCCCUGAGCGACAAGAGGAGAGAAGUGACCAGGCAGCUCCAUCUGUGCUACAACAGGCUGACGGACCUUCCAGCCUCCAUCCAGCGCUUCAGCAACCUCGAGUUCCUGGACCUGAGCAACAACGGACUCUCGGUGCUGAGCGAGGGCAUCACCCGCCUGACCAAGCUCAGGACCCUCAUAGCCAAGAACAACCGCCUGGACGAGUUCUCCCUGCCCAAAGAGUUCGGCUCCCUGCAGCUGGAGGUGCUGAACUUCAGCGGGAACCGCUUCGAGGAGAUCCCGGCGCAGGUCCUCCAGCUCCGCCGCCUGCAGUCGCUCUCGCUCGGGGGUAACAGGCUGAAGAGCAUUCCGGCCGAGAUCGAGAAUCUCACCAGUUUGGAGUUGCUGUAUUUGGGAGGGAAUCUAAUCUCUGAUAUUCCGGCGGAGCUGGCCGACCUGCCUGGCCUCAGCUAUCUGGUGCUAUGUGAUAACCGCAUCCAGAGCAUCCCCCCACAGUUCACCAGGCUUCAUUCCCUGCGUUCCCUCAGUCUCCAUAACAACCUCCUGACCUAUCUGCCCCGCGAGAUCCUCAGCCUAGUGCAGCUCCAGGAGCUCAGUCUCCGUGGCAACCCUUUGGUCGUGCGCUUCGUCAAGGACAUGACAUAUGACCCCCCUUCGCUGCUGGAGUUGGCGGGUCGUACCGUCAAAACACGCAACCUUCGCUACUCAGAGCAGGACCUGCCAGGCCAUCUGGUCAAUUACCUGGACCUUGCCAGCAAGUGCCCCAACCCCAAGUGUGCGGGUGUGUACUUCGACUCGUGCGUGCGCCACAUCAAGUUUGUGGAUUUCUGUGGGAAGUACCGGCUGCCGCUCAUGCAGUACCUGUGUUCCCCAGAAUGCACCUCUCCCUGCAGCUCCAACCCACAGAGUGACGCCGACUCGGACGACGACCAGACCGUGCCAGUUGACCGCCUGCAGAGAGUGCUGCUGGGAUAGCGCUGUUCAUUCACUCCUCCUAUUCUUUCUCUCUCUCUCUCGCUCACUCUCACUCUCUGGUGCUACUUCACCAAACGCUGAACUAUGUGACAUGUUUCAGGUCUGCCAACUGAGGCCAAAAAUACUUUUUCUUUGUUCAUUUUUUGAAGCAUGUUGAGAGUGAAGUGCUCCUGAGUGAUGGGAGAGCUUUUCUACACUACACACUCCUAGUAACUCUAAUAACUGUCUUUUGAAAAAAGGGACAUCUGUUCCUUUUGUAACCAAGUAAUUCAGAGUCCCUUCGUUUCUUUGUUUUGGAGACUGAAGAGAGCGUGACGGGCCUGCAGCGGUGUGUCUUUCCCUGCUCGUUUGUGUGUUUACACAAUUAAAGACUGUUAAGGCGUUAAAGGGAAAUUCAAUCGUUAAGAUGUAAACAGUCAUUCAGGGUGGUUUGAUGUGAAAUGGUUCAUUUUAGAGAAACUUCCAAGCUCAGAUUUCUUUACAGUGUUGGUGAUAGGAACCAGGAGUCUGAUGCAUACAACACAGAUGUGGGUUAUAGGGUUGGGCGAAGUCUGCCUAACUGGCUUAAGUUGGGAGGGUGGGGGUAGUAUUCUUUAUUUUUCUCGACACAUGUUCAUCAGUUUAGAUCUCUGGGUAAGUAAUCAAUAUAGUUUUCCCUGGAUUUAAAGCAGGCAAAGCCUGUUAGUGAGGCAAAGUGGGAGCAGAGAAAUAUGAUUUUUUUGCUUGGAGCGCAAAGCGGCUUUUCAGAAAGCGUAGCAUCAAGUGUUCUGUCUCGCUCUGAAAUCACGCUCUAUCCCAUGAGCCAGACAGUGUUUUCUUCCACACUGACUACCUCUGCGUGACAUUAGUGAUGCGGCAAGGCUUAUGGUGAAAGGGUGGAGCAUCACAAUGCUGUCUCAUCAUCGCAAUUUUCGGCAGCCAUUGACAAUGAACAGUGGCAUCGUCUAUCAGCCUGUUAGGUUGCAGUGUAAAUAUGUAUCUAAAAUGACCACACAUGUUUUCUCAGUUUUUGUAUGUAAUGUUUAUAAUGGUAAAAUGGGGAAAGGGAUACGUUUUCUUUGGGAACUAUUUUGCCUUAAUGAUUUAGCUUUUAGAGACAUUAAACUCUUCAGACAUCUGGUUCCGAUCA